ACCAAAGGCGGAAAAACCAGGAGACAGUGUGCAGUGGGGUGAGGGUGCCAUGGGUCCCCUGCAGUUGCAGCAGUUGACGGUGGUGGGGCUUCUCAAGGAGCCUGUGUUCCACGUGGCAAAGUGUACAGCAGAGGCUCUGAGGCUGAAUUUUCCGACCAAGAUUGCAGAGCCUGUAGUGCUUCCUCUAUUAGAAUUUGCAUGGCAUGAAUAUUUACAGGAGAAAAAAAAGGAACUGAAAGGUGAAACCUGGGAGUAUCCCUCCAGCGUGAUGUGUUUUAUUGAUGGCCAACUGCUGGGAAGUGAACAAGAACUGCUCAAGUGGGCUUAUGACAAGUGGAACUACCAAGAUUUUAAACCUGUGGCACUUUACCAAGCUAUUACUGAGGAUUUUUGCACCAAACAUAUGCAAAACACCAAGCAUGUGUUUGUGUACUUGGACAUAGCUAUUCAGGAGCAGCCCACAGGCACCUUGUUAUUUGAGCUCUAUUCUGAUAUGUGCCCCAAAACCUGUGAGAAUUUUCGCUCUUUGUGUACAGGAGAAGCAGGGACCUCUCGCAGUGGUCUGGAGCUUACUUAUAAAGAGUCAGUUUUUCAUCGAUUAGUAAAAAAUGGCUGGCUACAAGGAGGAGACAUAACAGCUGGAAGAGGAAAUGGUGGUGAGUCAAUUUAUGGACCCACUUUUGAAGAUGAAAACUUUUCCAUUCCUCACAACAAAAGAGGGAUUCUUGGGAUGGCCAACAAGGGACGUCACAGCAAUGGUUCACAAUUUUAUGUCACACUACAGCCAGCUCCCUAUAUGGAUAAAAAAUAUGUGGCUUUUGGACAGCUGAUUGAAGGUACAGAAGUUCUUCAGAAACUAGAAGAUGUAUCUACGUACAAUGAAAGGCCUGUAGUAGAAUGUAAAAUUAUUAACUGUGGUGUUCUUGUGCCUUGAUUACAGCCAAUUUCACUUCCUACUGUAAUGUGUAAAAAUGCAUAUGUUUCUGACCAGCCUUUUGUAGAUUUUGUAGGCUUUUUAAAUCUAAAAUAGCAUUUUUAUACAUCUAAACUUUAGCUUGAUAUUUUUUCUAUUCUAAACAUGUUCAUGGUUUGUUCACUUACAUUAAUAUACUAAUGGGCUUGGGAAUUUAACUUCAUGCCGUUAUAUAGCUAUACAAAUUGUUGUGUAAAUAUGGAUGUCCAGUGAGAGAUUACAUUACUGUAGGCUGCACUAUAAAUAAUCCUAUUAAGUAGAACACCAAUUAGGACUACUUCAUAAAUGAAUUUGCUAUUGAUUGUGUCCAUUCAUCACAAUCAGUUAUUUACCUUUGGCCCAAUUCUGCCAUUCUUGAGUCACACUAAGUCAGACCUUACACCACUGGUAGUACUAUUAAAAUCAGUGCAUGUGGGGUAAGGUACAACUCAACAUAAGGGCGGUACUGGGUGGUCUCUGAAUAUUAGAGGUCUGAUCUUGCUUACACCAGUUUAAACCAAGAGUUACCACUGAAGUCAAUGGAGCUACACCAGAGUAAAACCAUUAUACAUAACAUUAGACCCAGGCCCUAGACAUAUAUUUAAUUAUUUUGUUUCCAGAUUGUAUCAAAUUAUUAAGAUAUUUGGACUCAACUGAGUCCAUUAAAAUGCUAAAAUUACUCCAAAACAGGAAAUUAUAAACUAUACCCUAUUUGCAAAAUCUCAUGGAUAUCUUGGAUAAGUGAAUAGCAAUGAGUAGAUGUGGUUUCAGUGAGUGUGGAAGUUCCACAUAAAGAAGUCAAUGUUUAUCUAAAUGCUGUAAAAACACCUUUAUUUAUGACUCAGGAGACUAAACACACAAUUCAUUGCCAGUUGCCGUAGUAGUAAUUUCUGAGAUGAAAGAUCUCUCUUAGGCAUAGCACAGGGGUAGUGACAGCAGAUGGUUUCAACAGAAGCUGGCAAAUGGCUGACAAGAGUGUGGAAAAUGAAAAAGUGUCCCAGAAUCUCAAGGAAGGUAAUCUAUAACAAUUAAAAUCUCUCUAACAUGUCUGCAACUGGCAAAAGUCUUUGAAUUUUUACUUUACCUUCCUGUGUAAAGCACUCUGAAAGCAACAGAUGAAAAUUUCUAAGAGCUAAGUAUAACAAUGACUUUUUGUGUUAGCAUUUGGAUUCUGGUAAUCAGAACCAAUAGAAUUUCCCACUGUCAUUUGAUUAUAGAAUUAUUAUCUUCAUUGCUUCGUUCUAUGCCAAAGUUGAAAUGGACAAGUUAAUAGAUUUUCUAAUUAAAAGAAAAAUGACUGGAAAAUUAUUUGUUAAAUAGUGUUUGUUUCUCUUCAGUAACAAGAGAUGCCUAUUAAGCAAAAAUAUUUACAUAAACUACAUUAAUUCCUUUAGUAGGAAGUAGUCAUGGGGGAUUGUCUGAAUGUGACUGGCACCUUUAAGAGGGAAUGUGUCCAGUUCAUCUAUGGAUGACUCCUGAUAGAAGGCAUCUGUCCUCUAUAAAGAUCCAGUCAACAGUUGAGAAAAGAGAGUAGGAAGGAGGAGCAGGGAGCUUGCAGUAGUUGUGAGAGACCUGACAAAGCCCUAGUUGAAAGCUGGCAGAGAGAGAACUGGUGAGAGCUGUGGGAGAAAAUGGCCAGGGUGAGGGAACCCUGCUGAUUAUAAGGUUUGUGCAGAAGUCAUGAAAGUAAAGGAGGAUGAACCAUGUUAGUUAAGGAAGGUUCAGCCAAGGAAAGGAGGGUUGAUUCUGGAGAGAGGUUCCCCUGAGAAGCUGCUCAGCAGGGUUGCAGAUGAAAGGGGGAAGCUGAGUUGAGGGCUAGGAAAGAAGAGUUGCAAGGAACAUGGAGAACUGUCAGAUGUGUGGAAGCCCUGGCACAGGAAUAAAAAAAAUAGGGACUAUUAACUGUGAGGUAGAUGGCUUGAAGAGGGGGGUUCUGGAACUGGGCCAAGCAACUAGGGACCAGUGUGGCUGUUACCUCUUGGUUGGGUGGCCUACAGAUUGUGACUGUGGAGGGGGGGAUGGAGAACUGCUGCAUUUUAACUUGUUUCACUUUUGGGUUUUAAGAACUGUCUCCCUUUUAAGAAUCUGCAGAGGGUUGCACUAAAUUACAUCUGGACACAGGGCUUGAAUUGGAUUCUGUGCAGGAGACUAUUCCUGGGUGUAUUCACGUUAUCAGCUGAACACUUCUUCCCUUACACUGCUAUUUUUCCAAAAAACUCUGGAGAAAAACAUGGAGUCAAAGUGACAAGUAAUGGAGUGGCAAGCUUAUUUUAAGAGGUUUCCUGUCUCAUUUUUCCAAAUCUCACGUUGCUGGGGAUGCAGUGUGUACAUUAGGUUUUUAAAUAGUUAUUUUACUAAACUGUUGCAGAACAGGUCAUAUACCUGUUAUGGAUAUGAGCCCUGACCUGACUAUAGUGUUGCAAGGCACUCCCCUCUGCAGCGCGGGAGGAUGGGCUGAGGGGAGUUGGUCUUUGGUAUUCUUAAAACGAUGAAUGAUUUCGGUGGAGAUGGAGGUGUGAGAACAAACCCUUGAAUGAUGCAACCUGGGGUGGUUUAUUGCGUGCACUCUGGACAGGUGUUCAGCGAGGUGGGGGCGGCGCCAGGGACAAAUACCAACAGCCAAGGCCUCUACGCUCGUUUACACCCUGCAGCUCCCGCUGACGUUAAUGGGCUGAUCACCGUGUAAGUCUGUGCACAACGUGGCGCUAAAUGUUGGGCGCAGAUGCGUUGUGCGGAGCCUCAGCCGCCUCCUUUCCCCAGCUCCUCUGGCUCUACGGCCCCGUGCUGUGAGCGCGCUGGGGGCUGCACGGUGCCAGGCUGGGCCCGGCAGGCAGCGCCUCCAGCUUGGCCCAAUUCCCUCACCCAACCCUGCCCGUGUGCGGCCGCGCCAGGCCCCUCCCUGUCAGCGUCAGCGCAGCGCGCGGGGGUGGGGCGGGCAGGCCUUGUCCCACUCUCUCACCAGCCCCGACAGCGGGGCUCGAGGGGCGUGUGAUUGCCCGAGAGGGCGGGACGGCCGUCACCUGAUGGGGGGCAC
Molecule: messenger RNA, 3986 nt
Organism: Chrysemys picta bellii (western painted turtle)
Lineage: Eukaryota; Metazoa; Chordata; Testudines; Emydidae
Gene: PPIL6
Product: peptidylprolyl isomerase like 6
Biological process (GO): protein peptidyl-prolyl isomerization
Molecular function (GO): peptidyl-prolyl cis-trans isomerase activity
Source: RefSeq, a predicted model, not a curated record